AUGACUGCCUGUGAGGGACGGCAAAGGACAAUGUACCCCGGGCAGCACAGCGGGUCCCGUUGGGCCUCCUCAGGAGGGAAUAUCAGGGGGGAAAGUCCUGGCAGGCGGCAGAGGCCCUGGCAGAGGCCGCCGGGCGCUCCGGGAGCGCUGCCAGCGCCGGAGGCGGCCCGAGCCUGGGCCUGGGCACAAACAGCUCCUUCAUCCAGCGGGGCGGGAGCCGGGCCCCGGAGCGCCCCGGGACAGGGUGCGGCGGCCCCGCGCUGCCCGGGACGCCGGCUCUUCCAGGCGGGACCGGGGGCCUCCUCCUCACCAGACACACCAAUCCACAGGCAGAAGCAGUGGUUCCAAGAGACCUUCACUUACCUUUUUGCCAUCAGCAACUCAGCCGAGGCAUCAGAGGCUGGCAUUCACCUGGUCUCUGGUUGGCAGAUCUUUAAAAGCCCUCCCAAAGAAGAGUUACCUUUCUGGUCAGAUAUUGUGCUGGGAUUUCGACCAAUGUCCGAAGCAGAACUCCAGAAGUUCCCGCAGCACCGAUUUGGUCAGGCCUUUACAACCCUGAAAUGUGACUGCCCACCUUACCUGCUGUGGCUGGAGAAAAGGUUGAAAGCAGCUGGCACCCAGAUGUUCACCAGGAAAGUGGCAGACUUGUGGGAGCUGCACAGAGAAUAUGACAUCGUUGUCAACUGCACAGGCAUGGGAGCCCACCAGCUGGUGGGGGACGAGCAGCUCUUCCCUGUCAGGGGACAAGUACUCAAAGUUCACGCUCCUUGGGUGACACAGUUCAUCCGGGAUGGAGAUGGCUUAACUUACAUCUACCCAGGGAUACACAGGGUGACCCUGGGGGGAACCAGGGAAAAGGGGAGCUGGAGUCUAUCUCCUGAUGCUGGCACUACUAGAGACAUCUUUGACAGAUGCUGCUCCCUUGAGCCCUCACUGCAGGGAGCUCAGGAUAUCGAGGUGAAGGUGGGCCUGAGGCCAUCCAGGCAGUGUGUGAGACUGCAGAGAGAGGUUUUGAGCCAAGGAGGAAUUAAGCUCCCAGUGGUCCACAACUAUGGACAUGGGGCAGGUGGCUUUUCAGUGCACAGGGGCACAGCCAAAGAGGCUGCUCUCCUGGUGGAAGAGUGCAUUUCUGCUCUGCAAGCCUCCUCAUCAAGGGCUAAGCUUUGAAUCCCAGAGGCUCCUUUUCCAUUUACAGCUAGUGCUGAAUCUCCUAGCAGCAGCUUGGACUUUAGGUCCAUUACUGUAUAGAAGGGAACUAAGUCAACAUCUUGUUCCAGUGCAGAUACUCAGUGGUAUCUGUAACCACCUUGGAAAGGCAUGAUGUGUUGAUCCAAGUAUUAGCGCAGCUGAUCAUCUCCUCCAUCUGCCCUGGACAUUUAUCUUAGUCUCAUGUGAAGAAGACAAGAUACAUAAAUACUCUUCACAUAACAGGGAUCAGAUUGCUGCAAUAUAAUACAAAUAACAUCAAUUUAGCAUUUCUGCACCUGCAUCUAAAGGGUGUCAGAUGCAGUAGGCUCAGAUUCAGUAAAAAUAGUAAAAAAAGGUCUCCUCUUGUACCAAAUUUAAUCUAGAAUUGCCCUUGCUUCUGCUGCCUUGCUGACAAAUUUUAUCAUUGUCUAUAGGAUUUAAAAGGAAAAGAAAACCCCAUGCAGUGCUGCAUUGCAGUGCUGCAUUACAGCGCUCCAGGUCAGCUCUUAUAGAAAGCAGUGUUAGGUCACUGUCACACACAGUCACCAGGCAAGUGUGAUUUUAAGAGCAGGUCUGUAAUACCCAUCGCUGUAUUUGCUCAUAUUGCACCUCAGGGAGCUUAAAGUUUCUGCUGAUAUUGGCCCACAUGAGCUACAGUUUUGUGUGUCUUUUCUCAUGCUAGUUUGCAAAUCUGUUUUUU
Melozone crissalis (California towhee) is the source of this 1888-nucleotide messenger RNA. It is a transcript of the gene DDO, whose product is annotated as D-aspartate oxidase. Gene Ontology annotation, molecular function: FAD binding; D-amino-acid oxidase activity. The record is from RefSeq and is a predicted model, not a curated record. NCBI's taxonomy places the organism in Eukaryota, Metazoa, Chordata, Aves, Passeriformes, Passerellidae.